Salpingoeca rosetta is the source of this 4232-nucleotide messenger RNA. RefSeq lists its product as uncharacterized. Lineage: Eukaryota; Choanoflagellata; Craspedida; Salpingoecidae. Gene Ontology annotation, molecular function: protein binding. The record is from RefSeq and is a predicted model, not a curated record. The transcript has a single exon. Bases 101 to 3928 code for a protein of 1275 amino acids.
CGCAAUUCUCGCGCGAAAAAACAGACGACACAACACCGCUUACAGACAACCCCCUUUGUGCCCGCAUCCACCACUGCUUGCUUGUUUCUCGACGACGACAAUGACGUCUGUGAGCCUCGAGGGCCGUGUUCAGGCCGUGCUACGCCGUGCCCUAGGCGAAGCUGUUGUUGAGCGCCUCGGUGUGGAGGCUGUGCAGGUCAUCCAACAGGAGCUGGCCCAGGUUGUGGACGAAUGCGUCGCCACGCAAGUUGCACUGCUCACGGCACCCCGCACACGUGCGGACAGCACAGACGCCAACAAGGACAGCCAGGCAAAGGCCAUCGACACAGCCACCUCAGACGCCGCUGCUGCUGGAGAUGAUGAGCACGAUGGCGCUGCUGUCGUUGCCGAGCCCACGGCAGCCGCGGUCAGCAAGACCAAGAAGAAGAGGCAGCGCCGGCGCAGGAAGAACAAGGGCGCAGAUGCCGACGCAGCAACAGACACGGCGGUCGACACCAGAACCACGACCGCUGGACUUACAGUGACUGACGAGGAUGCCCCCGCUGCUGUUGCGGACACCACCGCUUCUACACCAACAGCGACCAAACAAGAGGACAUGCCUCAGCAGCAGCAGCAGCAGCAGCAGCCCGCUGCAUCCACCAAGGUGUCCGCUGCCGACGCAGACGCAAACCCGAGUGGUGAGGCCGAUACAACAACCCCUAUGCCGGCUCCCGAGGCGACUGCGAACAAGCCUGAUACAGCUAUGGCCACCAGCGCAAAACCCCAGCGCAAGCAAGGUCGCCGCAACCGCAACCGCAACCGCAACCGCAACCGCAACAACACCAGCAGCAACAAGCCAAGCGCCAGCGAGCGUGCUGUCGAAGCUGAAGCUCCCACGUCUUCCAAACAACAGGAGCAGCAGCAGCAACCGCCCACAUCCACAGCACCACCAUGUGUCGAUGAGACAAACACCACCGCAACCGCCACCACCGAAAGUACUGAUGCGAACGAGACGGAUGCAGCGCCUGCGCCUGCGACACCGGCAUCGGCAGAGACAACUGAGCCGCAACAAGACCCCAAGGCCGAGCUGCUGGAGCAACUACAGCAGCUGAAGGCGUGCGAGAACGCUGUUGCCGCAGCCAACGCCCUGGCGUCCUUGUGCGCGCAGGUGGCCAACAACGACAAGCACUGCGCCAUUGCCAGCAAGAUGGGUGCUGUGGAAGCAACCCUGGAUGCCCUGCAGGCAUUUGAGGGUGCCGGUGCCGUGCGCGUGCAAGCGCUGCACGUGCUGCAGGCACUGCUGACCAUACGCACCGGCCGUGACCGCAUUGCCGCACAUACCCGCGGCAUUGACACGCUGCUGGCGUUCCAGCGCAGCAGCAACAGCGUGCAGCGCCUGGCUGCCACCUCCCUCUUGCUCCGCCUCACCAGCAUCCAGCGCCUGGUCCCUGUGCUUGGCCGCAAGGGUGCCAUGCAGAGCACAGCCGAUGCCCUCCUCGCCACCAAGGGCAACCAUCCCGACAUGCAGGAGACGUGCCUGGUGCUGCUUGCGCGCCUCGCCAACGUUGGCGGCGGCUCCGGCGCGAUGGCACGCGGCCCUGCCCCUGUCGGCACGGUGCGGCAGUGGCCUGCGGUGCUUAGGGCGGCAACUUCAGCUAUGGACGCCAGCCCAGAGCGCGUGCAAACGCAGGAGGCUGGCGUUGCUUUGUUGCGGUUCUUUGACCGCAGCUUGGGCACCGCCGUACGCCCCGUCAUCUCUGCGCUUCUGCACCAUCCAAACAAUCGCAUCAUCCAGGAGCACACGUCUGCUUAUCUGUGCAAUGCCCUGCAAACGAAGAACAACACCCAGCUGCGGGCUGGCCUGAUCAAGACAAAUGUUGUCUCGAAGCUCCUGUCGUUAUGGCUUCUGCCCCAGCAACAACACGAACAACAUGAGCAGGGGGAGGAGAAGACAGCAGGCGCGGAUAGCGCCGCUUCCUCGGGCUCCAGGCGCCGUGGCACGCGUGGCAGGCGUCGCAACAACACCAGCAACACCAACAACGCCAACAGCAGUCAGGUCAAGAACAUCGGUGCGCGGACUGCACUGGUUUCCAGUAUCAUGUUGAAUCUGGCGUUGAUUGUGCAGCGGUACGGGGAGGAAGACCUGACGCACCCCAUCUUCGCGCCAGAAGUGAUCGCGGGUGUCCUGCUGCACAUGCAGCGGCACCGGGCCUCCACCGCUGUGCAGCAGGAGGGCCUGCGCCUGCUCGCUGCCGUCACCCGCCCCCAGCGCGGAACACCAACGCAGCGCGCGCGGGCGGCGGCGCUUGCCCUGUUGGACGGCAAUGGCGACGGUGUGCGGGUCGUCACAGCGGCCAUGCAGGCCACAGCGGCGCACGCGGAUGCCCAGCUGUUUGCAUGCCGGCUCCUGCUGAACCUCAUGGACGCUGUUCGCGGCAACCGCAGCACAGCCGCUGCCGCCUUGCUCACCCCAGAGCUGGCCCGCUGCUGCGUUGCCGCCAUCAACAAGCACACGCACGUCAAGCCCCUUGUCCGUGCCGCGUGCACGCUUCUCUCCCGCGCCGUCGCCCCACCAGCAGCGCCACAGCACGGCAAGCCUGGUGCCAAGGGCGCAAAGGAAGGCGCAACAGCCCACAAUGCAACUGCCAGCACCAGCACCAGCGCUUCAACGAGUGCAGGCGCAAGUGCAGAUACGAGCGCAGCAUCAAGUGCCCCCGGCACGCCGCCGCCGCUGACAUCUGUUGAGGAGACGCUGCUGUCGCUCAAGAACUUUGAGGCCGUCAACGCCGCCAUGCACGCGCUGCAGAGCGCAGACAAGGACUCUGCCAUCCAGGCCAAUGCCGUGGCGCUGCUGCUGCUCCUGUGCAAGACGCAGGCCGCUGUCCACGCCGUGUCCACGCACCGCGCGCUGCCUGCCCUGCUGGCCACGCUGCAGCAGCACCUCAAGGACCGCGCCCGCCGCGCCACUGCAUCGCAGCUGCUGUUGGCCAUUGCCGAGCACGGCCGCCCCACCGCCGUCAUGCAGGCAGGCGGCCUGCGUAUCCUGUGCGACAUGCUGCUGCAGCGCGAGCACCACCCGCGUGCUGGCGCUCGUGGUGGUCCUGGUGCUGGCGGCGCAGGUGCUGGCGUGUCCCACGCCACGCACACGAGCCUGCGCGCACUCGCUGCGCUGUGUGCAGACAAGCGGUGCGUGCAGCACCCGCUGUUCAAGGAGGCGAUUCUGCCGGCCGUGCUUCGGCUGCUGGAGCGCCACCCGCAGGACAGCAGCGUGCAGGAGCAAGGCCUGGCCGUGCUGCGCGAUGCAGACGGCCUGCCGCGCAGCGAGGUGCUUGACCUCGUGCUCAGGGCCAUGGAGACACACCCGACACACUCCGGGGUGCAGGCAAGCGCGUGCGGUGUUGUGCGCAACCUUGCCCUCCACGCCACAGAUGAGCUUGCAGGCAAGGCGGUGGUUGGCGAUGUGGUGGCAGCGCUUGUGCAGCACCAGCAGCACGCCGGCGUUGCGGAGCAAGCGUGCGGUGCGCUGUGCAACCUGGCCGUGAGCCGGAGCUGCCGCCGCAGGAUUGCGCGGGUCAAGGGCCUGCCAUUGAUUAUGGAGACGAUGCGCGGCCAUCGCGCCACAGCCGCUGUGCAGGAGCACGGGUGCCGGGCGCUGUGGAACAUGGCGGUGGAGCCCGAAAACCAGCAGGAGCUGGGGCUCAGCGGCGGGAUUGGCGAGAUUGUGGACGCCAUGCUGGCCCACCCGCGCAACGAGGCUGUGCAGGAGGCGGCCUGCGGCGCCCUGGGCAACCUGGCGCUCAACGACAGCAACAAGAUCCGGCUUGGCACCAGCCGCACCACGAACGCACUCGCUGCUGCGCGCAGCACGUUUGGCGACAACGCCGUCAUUGGCAAGCAGGUGGAUGCGCUGCUCACGGACGUCCCAAUCGACGUGGACCAGCAGCAGUGACGUGUGAAUGCAUGCAAAUGUGUGUGUAUGUGUGUGAGAAUGCGUGUGUUGACCCUCGACUGCUGACCUUUGCAUGUGUAUCUGUGUGUGCCAGUGUCUGCUGUUUGCUGUUUGUGUUUGGCCGUCUUUUUCCUCAGCAAGCUAUGGGCUCGUUCCUCUGACAAUGUUAGUUCUCUGUGUGUGUGUGUGGUUUUUUUUUUUUCUUCAUUGGUGUUGUUGACGUUUGGCUGUUAACUUCAUUCGUGUUCACACAGUGUGAACAAAGCAAAGAUAUGCAAAAAGAUACAUACAAGUGCAUCCGAUA